GGUUGGUGGUCGAUGCUUAUCGUAGGCUUCUUCCCCCUUCUUUAAUGCAUUUCGGGUACAUAUUUUUUAUCUUGAGAUGCAAUCCGCCACGCUUGCCCGGCUCUGUUGCUGGUGACUAGGCCCUUUUGGCUCUGGCCGCCAAUUUCUCUUGGAGGAAUCAUUUUCGGUAGCGCGCAACUUGGAAAAAGCCGAACACCAAUACCCUAGUCUCCGAAAGUUGGUGGACAGCCGUCGGACAAUGUACACCUCCCGGUUACUCUGCCUUCCAAAGAACAUGCUAUGGGGACAGCCGGUUAUUUGCGAUCUGCAUCGGUCGGUCUCGCUGAGGAAUCAUCCAGCCGGAGAUUAGGGCACCCGAGGUACGGUUCAAUAUGGAUUGGGGCUCCAAGGUUGAUAUCUGGGGUCUUGGUGUCAUGGUGCGAGAUAUCUUCGAAGACAAACAUCUGUUCGACGCGCGCGACGAAGACGGAGGCUACUCACCCUCGCAUCAUGUGGCUGAGAUGGUGGCGUAUCUUGGGUUGCCGCCUGGAUCGUUUGUGCGACGGAGUCUGGAGACGCGCCAUGUUUUUACGGAUGAGGGUAAAUGGCUGGGUGCGGGCGGGGUCACUGUCCCUGCAACUUCCCUGCAGAAGGUAGAGGAGAACCUUACAGGAGAGAACCAGCAGAUGUUUCUCGACUUUAUGCGGUCGAUGCUGCAGUGGAUCCCUGAGAAGAGGAAAACAGCCCAGGAGCUGCUGGACGACGCCUGGCUGAAUUCGGGUUCUUAG
Molecule: messenger RNA, 767 nt
Organism: Aspergillus fijiensis CBS 313.89
Lineage: Eukaryota; Fungi; Ascomycota; Eurotiomycetes; Eurotiales; Aspergillaceae
Exons: 3
Coding region: 372-767 (131 amino acids)
Biological process (GO): peptidyl-threonine phosphorylation; peptidyl-serine phosphorylation
Molecular function (GO): ATP binding; protein serine/threonine kinase activity
Source: RefSeq, a predicted model, not a curated record